This is a messenger RNA of Megalops cyprinoides (Indo-Pacific tarpon), 1002 nucleotides long. RefSeq names its product tetraspanin-10 (gene tspan10). Lineage: Eukaryota; Metazoa; Chordata; Actinopteri; Elopiformes; Megalopidae. The record is from RefSeq and is a predicted model, not a curated record. Bases 1 to 1002 code for a protein of 333 amino acids. Gene Ontology annotation, cellular component: membrane. The transcript is spliced from 3 exons.
AUGGUGCUGCUCAAGCUGGUGGGGUUCCUUCGUUUCUGGAGGAGACGGGACAACGACGUACACACCAAUGAGGCCAGUCCUCUCAUCCCGAAGGGAGAUGAUGACCCUGAGAGGGCAGCUGCAGUUGGUCCCACAGAGCCUGAAGAGGGGUAUGAUGGGAAGGCUGGAGCGGGGUCAGACUCCUCUGGAGAGCUUGCUGAGAGAGGGCGAGUCUGGGGAGACGCCAGCCCAUGUGACCACCUGCUGAAGACCCUCCUCUUCUUCAGCAACCUGCUUUUCUCCGUGCUGGGGCUGGUGACGCUGUCGCUGGGCCUGUGGGGCCUGGUGGACAAGGAGUCCUUCGCCCAGGAGAAGAUCGGCUACAUCGGCACCGACCCCAUGCUGGUGUUCGUAUCGCUGGGGCUGGCGCUGUCUCUGCUCUGCCUCUCCGGGUGCGUGGGGACCCUGAGGGAGAACUACUGCCUGCUCCGGGCCUUCAGCGCCGGCGUCCUGGUUCUGGUGACCGCCCAGGUGCUGGCCGCCAUCGUGGUCUACACCCUCCGGGGAGAGGUGAAGAGCUACCUGCGCUCCGGAAUGCUGGUGGCCAUGGCCCGUUAUCAGAACGACCUGGAUCUGCGGUUCAUCAUGGACGAGAUCCAAACGGGUCUGCAGUGCUGCGGCGCGGACACUUACCGGGACUGGGACAUCAAUGUGUACUUUAACUGCUCAGCUCCGGGGGUGCAGGCGUGUGGGGUGCCUGCGUCCUGCUGCCUGGACCCGCUGGAGAACGGCACGGUGUGGAACUCACAGUGUGGCGUGGGCGCACGCCGGCUGGACGAGCUCUCCGCCCAGGCUGUGGUGUUCCUGGGCGGCUGCCUGGGGGGCAUGGCGCGCUGGGUGGAGCGUCACUCCGCCGCCAUCGCCACGGCGGGCGUGGCCGUCCUGGGUGUUCAGAUCCUGAGCGUGUUCAUCUCCACGCGGCUGCUGGACGACAUUCGGCGCAGGAAGUCACUCCGGCGCUGA